AUGGGAUGGCUUAUCAGAGAUGCUUUUGGUAGAUGUAUUGCAUACUUUGCUUCACCUUGUAUUGCCAACUCCACACUUGAGGCUGAGAGCUAUGUUGAGCUAGCUACUCUUCAUAUUAUUACCUCUUUAAAUUUAAAUGGCAUUGCAAUGGAAACUGAUUCUGAAAUCAUGUUUAACAUUCUUGUGGCUAAGAUUAAACCACCUUGGUAUAUUUUAGAUUUGCUGAAAAGAAUGAGCUUCAAUUCUACGCCUGCCAUUUCCGUCUUCGAUAAGCCGGGAGUUUCCUUACUCUUCCCUACCCGAGUUUUCGACUGGAAGCCAUACCGUGCAUUUAGAAGAAAAUGCUCGCCUAUAUUGGACGCGGAAUUCUUAUCUAAUGCUAAUCCUUUGGCCUCAAAUGAGUGGAGGACAGUUCCAGAUAUUUGGAAAUCAACAGCAGAGAAAUAUGGGCAUCGGAAAGCUUUGGUGGAUCUCUACCAUGAUCCUCCCACGGAGCGAACUUACAAGCAGCUUGAGCAGGAUAUUUUGGAAUUUUCUGAAGGUUUAAGAGUUGUUGGUCUGCUUCCAGAAGAGAAGAUUGCACUAUUUGCUGACAAUUCAUCCCGGUGGCUUGUUGCAGAUCAAGGUACCAUGGCUACUGGUGCUAUUAAUGUUGUUAGAGGGACGAGGUCAUCUAAUGACGAGCUAGUGAAAAUUUAUAACCAUUCAGACAGCAUUGCACUUGUGGUCGACAAUCCGGAGUUUUUUAACAAGCUUGCUGAAUCUUUGAUCCCAAGGGCGAACAUAAGGUUUGUGGUUUUACUUUGGGGUGGUAAGUCAUUUCUCAACAGCGACUAUGCAAAGGAUAUUCCACUGUAUGAUUUCGAGGAGAUCAUUGGACUCGGUCAUGAAAGCCGCCUUUCAUUGCUCAGUUCUUGCAAAAAAGGUGAAUUUCAUGCGUUUGAAACCAUUGAACCUGAUGAUAUUGCAACGCUCAUGUAUACUAGUGGAACAAGUGGCACGCCGAAAGGUGUAAUGCUUUCACAUCGAAAUCUUUUACAUCAGAUAAUGAACCUUGGGGAUGUUGUACCUACGGUAGCUGGAGAUAGGUUUUUAAGCAUGCUUCCAUCAUGGCAUGCUUACGAGCGUGUUGUUGAGUACGUGACAUUUACUUAUGGGAUUGAGCAGGUUUACACAAAUGUGAAAAAAUUGAAGGAUGAUCUGAAGCGGUAUCCGCCACAGUACCUAGUUUCAGUUCCCCUGGUUUAUGAAACUCUCUACAGUUCAAUCAAAAAACAAUUAUCGUCAAGCUCUGCUGCUCGGAAGUUUGUUGCACUGCUACUUAUCAGGAUGAGUCUUCUAUACAUGGAUGCAAAGAGGAUUUAUGAGGGCAAGGUGUUAACAAUGACAAAAAAUCAACAAUCGCCUGUUGUGGCUUUAUUCUACAAUUUAUGGGGAAGAGUUGCUGCUGCCAUUUUGUGGCCAUUCCAUAUCCUGGGGAUGAAGCUAGUCUAUAAUAAAAUUCACACAGCAAUUGGAAUUUCGAAAGCUGGUAUAAGUGGUGGUGGGAGUUUGCCAUUGCAUAUUGACAAAUUUUUUGAGGCUAUUGGUGUUAAGCUGCAAAAUGGUUAUGGUCUUACAGAAACCUCCCCUGUAGUGGCUUGUCGAAGUCCUCACAACAAUGUCCUUGGAACCGUUGGGCUUCCACUUAAAUUUACAGAAAUCAUGAUAGUAGAUUUGAAAACUGGUAGAUCUCUUCCGGAUGGUUCUAAAGGCAUUGUCAAACUAAGAGGGCCACAGAUCAUGAAGGGAUACUACAAGAAUGCAUCUGCUACGGGUGAAGCCAUCGAUAAAGACGGAUGGUUUAACAGCGGUGAUAUAGGUUGGAUUGUGCCCAAACAUUCUGCUGGGAUUAGCCGUCAAUGUGGAGGCAUGCUUGUUAUUGAAGGACGUGCAAAGGAUACAAUUGUUCUCAGCACAGGUAAUGUUUACAUUUAUCUUUCGAAGAUGAAUUUAACAAUUUAUUUUUGUUCAAUUCAACAUAUUGUGGUCAUUGGUCAGGAUCAACGUAGGCUUGGAGCUCUUGUUGUCCCAAAUAUGGAUGAGGUUUUUGCGUCAGAUCUUUUGUUAGUCAAUGAUGAGAAUCCUGAUCUCAGCAAGGACAAAAUGCUAGGCCUGUUACAUGACGAAGUAAGAAACUGGACUAAAGAUUGCUCCUUCAAUAUCGGGCCUAUAAUGAUUGUAGAUGAGCCCUUCACGAUUGAGAAUGGAUUAUUGACGGCCACAUUGAAAGUGAGAAGGCAAAAAGUGAUUGAUCGGUACAGCGUAGAGAUUGCCAACUUGUACAAGUGAAAGCAUAUGCGGAUAAACUAUUAAUAUUGUUUUUGUUAACCUUUUCUGUGAACUAGAAAGUGGGGAUUCUAAAAUCUGAAAAUCUGUUUUAAAGGCCAGAACCUUGGCUAAUCAAUUCAUUUACUGAGAUAUUGGUGAGGGAAAGGUCUCUUUAUGGCAUGAGCAUGGGGGAUUUCUGAUCUUCAUGAUGUUGGUUCUUCUUUGAGUAAUGAUAUAUUGGUUUCUGAUU
Messenger RNA from Phalaenopsis equestris, 2560 nucleotides. RefSeq names its product probable acyl-activating enzyme 16, chloroplastic. Gene Ontology annotation, molecular function: long-chain fatty acid [acyl-carrier-protein] ligase activity. Gene Ontology annotation, biological process: fatty acid elongation. Gene Ontology annotation, cellular component: chloroplast. The record is from RefSeq and is a predicted model, not a curated record. NCBI's taxonomy places the organism in Eukaryota, Viridiplantae, Streptophyta, Magnoliopsida, Asparagales, Orchidaceae.